Spodoptera littoralis (African cotton leafworm) is the source of this 3381-nucleotide messenger RNA. The record is from the annotation of a GenBank genome assembly. Lineage: Eukaryota; Metazoa; Arthropoda; Insecta; Lepidoptera; Noctuidae.
AUGGAUUCUAUAGUAGUGAAAACUGAGAUGCAGAGCAACGGAGAGAUACUUCUAUUUUAUGUUGAUGAAAAUGGUGGCAAUGAAGAAGGAGUACUUACUACAGUAGAGAAUAUUGAGAAUCAAGCUAUACAGCUUCAACAAGAUAACUCCUUCGUACUCCCUGAUAUGGUUGACAACUCCAAUGAGAAUGCUGACCAAUCAACAGCUGAUAACUGGACUGACGAUGAAAUAAACAGACUCCUCGUCUUCUACAAUGAUAACAAACAAACUUUCAUCAAUGGCACAACUAAGAAACAACAUCUCUGGACCGUUGCAUGCAAAACAAUGCUUUUAGGAAAAAAUCCUAACUCAUGUGAGGCCAAACUGCACAGCUUACAAACAAAGUACAAUGAAAUAUGUGAAAACAUACAAAAAGGACUGUACGAAGAGUGGCCGUACUUCCAACUAUGUCAUAAUAUAUUCCAAGAUGAAAGCCCUGUGAUUACCAUCGAAACUGUCAACUCAUCAGAACCACAAAUUAUUAAAGUUCCAGCUUUGAAACAAAACUUCGACAACGUUAUGAUGGUUAAGAAGAUAAAUAAACCUGCGGUUGAUGAGAAAGUUCAUACAAUGCUAACUUUGUAUUUGAAAUACAAAAAAAACUUUCAAGAAGAGUACUGGAGACGUGGUUUGUGGGAGACCAUUGCGAUGGAGAUGGGAGAAGAUGAUGGGGAAUACUGGCAGAAGAGAUUCUUGAAUUAUAAACAGCAUUACUUGAGGUUGCUUGACAAGAGACGAGACAGUGGCAACGAAGGUAUCAACUGGCCGUACAUGGAGUUAUUUGAUAAAAUAUUUGAAGGGGACCAAGAAUUUAAUCGAAAAUACUUGAAUGAAGAAUACAGAUUAAUUGAAAACCAAGCUAUAGCUGAUUCUGAAGAGAUAUCACCACCUGAAGAUUGGUUAGUUUGUGAAAUAACUGUUUUAGCAAAAUAUUAUUUUGAUUGUUAUGAUGAGUUUGAAGAUCGGACAAUACCUAAUGGAUUCCUGUGGAAUGAAAUAGGCCGGUUACUUGACAAACCAGCUGAUGAUUGCAAAGCAAAAUUUGAGGAGUUACGAGAGGCUCAUUUGCAGAAGUAUAUUGAUGGGGAUGUCGACGAUUUGCAUAGCAGAAAACCAGUUGAUAUAGUAUAUGACCAUAUCAUAUCAAAGGAUAUUCAGAAUGAAAUGGAACAGAAUAGACAGAUACCAGAAGAAUUAGAGAUAUGGAAGACAACGGAGUUGGAUGACUUAGUACAGUUCUUCUAUGACAACAUACAGUUGUAUAAAGACAAAAUAUGUCAUUUUGUGUGCUGGGCAGCUGUAGCGAAGAAGUUAAAGAAGACAUUACAGAGUUGUAAAAGCCAAUGGGAUGACUUGGUGCAGUUGUAUCAGACUAUUCUAAAUGAUAAGAAGGAAUAUCCUGAUAUGCAGAUCGAUUGGCGAUAUAUUGAAGUUUUUGAUAGAAUAUUCGAUUAUGGUAUGGAUACUAACUUGUUAGUUGGGUAUGACAAACCUAAGGAUGCCGGCGGUCCGAAAGCAGUUCAGGAGUCAGAAUUGGGGAAGGUUGGAGUAAAAAAAGUGAAUAUUAAAGAGGAAGCAGGUAUGGAUGACUUCAGUGAUGAUGACGAAUACUAUGAUGAGAAAGGAUUCACAAGGCGAACCAAAAGGCGUGCCGGAGAAUCCAAAGCAUUCAAAAUCCUCGAGUAUUACCAAAAGCACAAAGACAAAUUCUCCACUACUAAUAGAAAUAAACAUUCCUUGUGGGAAGUUCUGGCUAAGCGAAUAGGUAUAUCAGCUACCCAAUGCGCUCACAGAUUUAGGAACUUAAAACAAGUAUACACUGCUUACGUCCAAAGAGAAAUCAACAAACCAGAGAUGCCUAUCUUAUGGCCUUACUAUGCUCUUUGUAAGAAAGUCUUCGGCUACCGAGCCAUCAAAUCAAAGCUCAAGAACGGCAGAAUGGAUUCCGAUGACAGCGAAGACUGGUCAGCGAAGGAAAUCAAACAAUUGAUAAAUUACUUUGCUCAAAACUUCGAGGAAAUUGAUAAUUUUGUCGAUGACACAAGUAAGUGGUCUGAUUUGGCAACAGAUAUCGGUAAGACGGAGAAUGCUUGCAAGGAGAAGUUUAUUGAAUUGAGGAAGUCUUAUAGGAAGUUGAAGACUAUGAGGAGUAGGAAUCCUGAUGUGAAGAUUUCUUGGAAGUAUUUCAAUAUGUUUGAAGAUAUCUAUAAUGCUAAGCAGAAUGGAAAUGAUGAGGCUAUGGAAGUUGAGGAGUUGGACUUGAAUAUGGUUUCUGAUGAGAAAGAAGAAGAUGACUACCAGUGCAUCAUAGUGAUACCUGAAGGUCAAGAUAUAUCGCAAAUAGAAAACGCCCAAAUUAUAAUACAAGACCCAGCAACUUUAGAAACUAUCCCAGAAGAACCAGCACCACCAAAGGAGGUCAAACCACUCCCAAAAUGGACGAAACGGACCAAAAAGCGGCUGAUUAUCUUCUACAUUAACUACAUAAGGGCGCAUAAAGGGAAGGAGAUCAAACCACAAGAGAUGUGGAAGGAGAUUGCGUCGAAAUUACCAAACAAAACUGUGCAGUCUUGCAGAAAAAUGUUCGCAAAACUAAAGGCUAAUCACAAACAAUUAGAUAAGUCAGAUCCCAACGUGAAAAAUAACCCUUAUUUCACUUUAAUGGAAAAGGUAAUGCGUUUGAAACCGAAAUUUGAGAAAGGGGACCAAACUAAGAGCUUAAAAGAUGGGAAGGUCUAUAAGGAUGUCACUUUACCUGAUGAUAAAGUAGUACAAGCGUUACAGUACUAUUUGGAGAACAUAGAGGACUUUGUCAGCCCUAGAUACGAGAAGAAAUACCUAUGGACAGAACUAGCUAACUACGUAUGCGAACCCAUUACUAAAGUCUUUAACAAAUUAAACUAUUUGAAACAACAAUAUAAUAGUGAUACCAAUGAGGUUGCUGGUCAAAAAACACCAUUUGGGGAGCUUCUAAAAGAAAUUCAAGCUAGAGAAAUUGCUGUUAAACUCGUGGUAGAAAAUAAUCCUAAACCGAUUAUCGAACUACCGGAUGAUGAGGAAACAUGGUCUGAUGAUGAGACGGAACAGCUUCUGGAAUGGUACUUAAGCAAUUUGGAGAAGUUUAAGAACCCUAAAUACGUUAGGAGCUAUCUUUGGCUUGAAGUUUCCGAGUUGUUGAAGAAAAGCGCUAUAGUUUGUUCGAAGAAAAUGUCAGAUGUCCGCACUGAGUAUAGAAAUAUGGUGAGAGAGAAACCUGAGGAGUUGAAUGGAUGGAGGUUCCUAGACCUUUGCCAGAAGAUCUAUGGCACGGGAAAGAAAGGAGCAACUAAUACUAGUAAUUAA